AUGACGUUUGCCUCAGUAAAAACCAUUUUUACAGAUAAUGCCUAACCGAAAACGAUCCAUGUUCUGUUCCAAAAGGGAUGCCCUCCUAAAACAGCGAAAAAGGGAGUUACGUUCACAGGAAACACCAGAGGCAAGAGAGGCCCAUCAUGCUUCACAGCGUAGUCGUGAUCUACACUCACUAUUUGAGGAGUCAGCAGAAAUAAGGCAGGCCCGUCUUGCUGCCCAGCGUAGUUGUGAUCAACGCUCACUACUUGACGAGCCUGUUGAAGCAAGGCAGGCCCAUCUUGCUUUCAUGCGUAUUCGAAAUCAGCGCUCACUCCUUGAGGAGUUGGCAGAAACAAGGCAGACCCGUCUUACCGCCCUGGAUGCUCCAAUAAUGUGUAACGGCACGCGGAUGAUAAUCAAAGAAUUAUACUCCCAAAUUCUGCAGGCAACCAUCUUGAAUGGACCAGCUGCUGGUUAAGAUGUUCUUAUAACUCCAAUGUCCUUCACUCCUUCCGAUACAAUCUACAAGUUUAAGCAGCUUCAAUUUCCUAUCAAACUCUCCUUUGCAAUGACAAUAAAUAAGGCACAGGGUCAAUCAUUGCAAAUGAUUGGUUUAAAUCUCACAGAGCAAGUGCUCUUCCACAGUCAACUUUAUGUUGGAUCCUCCCGUGUUGGCAAGCCACAAAGUCUAUACAUUUGUGCAUCAGAAGGGAAAACAAGAAACGUUACCUACAAACAAGCGCUCCACUGAAAAGACAGCAUUUCUUCACAUCUUUCAAAUCAGCCCAGUCAUCUGCUGCCUCAAAAGCUUCGGAGUCGCUAUGCCAGCCAAUGCAGCUCAAUGACACACACCUUCACUUACUCACUCCCUCUCUUUCUCACCCUCUUUCUCUCUCACAUACACACAUGCAAGCAGGCGCGCGCACCCACACACC
This is a messenger RNA of Octopus sinensis (East Asian common octopus), 920 nucleotides long. RefSeq lists its product as uncharacterized. NCBI's taxonomy places the organism in Eukaryota, Metazoa, Mollusca, Cephalopoda, Octopoda, Octopodidae. The record is from RefSeq and is a predicted model, not a curated record. The transcript has 2 exons. Bases 38 to 463 code for a protein of 141 amino acids.